Cyprinodon variegatus (sheepshead minnow) is the source of this 1979-nucleotide messenger RNA. RefSeq names its product urotensin-2 receptor-like (gene uts2r1). Bases 470 to 1561 code for a protein of 363 amino acids. Gene Ontology annotation, molecular function: urotensin II receptor activity. The transcript is spliced from 4 exons. Gene Ontology annotation, cellular component: membrane. Gene Ontology annotation, biological process: blood vessel diameter maintenance; neuropeptide signaling pathway; regulation of blood pressure. The record is from RefSeq and is a predicted model, not a curated record. Lineage: Eukaryota; Metazoa; Chordata; Actinopteri; Cyprinodontiformes; Cyprinodontidae.
CAAAGACAGGAGUCUCAAAGCAGCUGAUGCUUCCCGUAAUCCUCGCUAAGCAUCAUUUCAUUGAUGCUUUCUCUCUUUCUCUGCGUGUCUUUCAGCACUUUUCCAUGGAACUGGAUUUCACGGCUGCUGAGGUGACAUCAGGUAUCUGAAUGCUACAGAGGCACAAGGAAAGAGCAAUUGGAAGAUAACUUUCCACGCUGCAAUCCUUUAUGUCCUCAGAGGAAGAGUGUUUGGUUUGUAAUGCAUGCCCCUUAAGGAUAUUUUUCCCUCAUCACAACUGCUGGAGAAAGAUUUUCCCCCAUUUUUUGACCACAACAAUUCAUUUGUAAGUUCAAUUUUCUGUAGAAUCUAUGGGGACUUUUUCGGCGUAAUAUUCCUGCCGUACCUGGAAAGUUUGGGACAAGACAUGUCUGAUGGAACCAAAGCUGUCUAAUGAAGCAGUUUUUCUAAGACUGUCCAGAAACCAGGAAUGACCACAGCAGCCAUGGAGCCUGUUGGAGUCUUGGUGGAAAGGAGCACCAAUGCAACGGACUCUCCACUGAGCUCUCAAGAGGAUACAGCUGCUACAUUCACCAUUGGCACCAUCCUAUCUAUCAUGUGCUUGGUUGGAGUCUCAGGGAACAUCUACACCCUGGUGGUCAUGUGUCAUUCCAUGAGAACUGCAGCGUCAAUGUACAUCUACAUUAUAAACUUAGCUUUGGCAGAUCUGCUUUACCUUCUCACGAUCCCCUUUGUGGUCUGCACACACUUCUUGAAGGGAUGGUACUUUGGAGAUGUAGGGUGUCGGAUACUAAUAAGCAUGGAUUUCCUGACCAUGCAUGCCAGCAUCUUUACGCUGACUAUCAUGAGCACGGAGCGUUACUUUGCAGUGCUCAAACCACUGGACACGGUCAAGCGGUCUAAAAGUUACCGCAAGGCUAUCGCACUGCUUGUCUGGGUAGCCUCACUGAUCCUCACAUUACCUAUGAUUGUGACCAUUAAGCUUAUGAAAGUGGGUACUAAGGCAAUGUGCCACCCCACUUUAUCUGAACUUUCUUACAAGAUUUACAUCUCCUUUCUAUUUUGCACAAGCAUUGUUGCCCCAGGACUGAUUAUUGGGUACCUCUACAUUCAGCUGGCACGGACUUACUGGAUAUCACAAACGGAAAGCUUCAAGCAGACCAAGAAACUACCUAAUCAAAAGGUGCUGUACCUGAUUUUUACCAUUGUGCUCUUCUUCUGGGCGUGUUUCCUGCCUUUUUGGAUCUGGCAGUUGCUUGACCAAUUCUGUUCCUCAUUGUCCCUCUCCUCCAAAGUCAAACGAAACAUCAACUACCUGACCACAUGCCUCACGUUCUCCAACAGCUGCAUCAACCCGUUCCUUUACACGCUGCUCACCAAAAACUAUAAAGAGUACCUCAGGAAACACAAGAGGUCCUGGACUGCCGGAAGCUACUUUAAUAGACGAAGUCGUUUUCAGCGAUCGCCCCGAAGGUCGCCAUCUGCCAGCAGUCAGCAGUGCACCGAGAGCUUCAUGCUUACACAUACAGCUUCACUGCGAGCUCAUAACAGCAGCUUGUAAGAAUGGAUGAUGAACCAAAGCAGAUGAGAAGAGCACAGAAGAAAGGCGGAGACAAGAAACAAUGGAAGAAAAAUUAUGGAAAACAAAUCCUAAGCUUACCAUUUGUGAGCGAAAAAGGACGGAUGGCAAACUAUACUAAAAAUAAUCUUUGUUUUUUUGAGUGGGCACAGCGGUGACUGAAUGACAAGGAAACUCCUGCUAUUCUUGACUCGUGCUGGCUCACUUCUAAUUUGGUCUCUCCAUGAACUUCCUUCGGCAUGAAGACAAAAACAGAUCCUUUUUAGAGGUUCUGUUUUACUCUGUGUUCACCUUCAUUUUUUUCCGUUUCAGCCUGCAUAAAGAAUCCCUCUAAACUGCUUCCCUGGAUGUGAUGGAAUUGGUUUUGAUGCAUGUUUAAUAUAUAAGGAUAAGCUUCUAA